Messenger RNA from Labrus bergylta (ballan wrasse), 3181 nucleotides. Lineage: Eukaryota; Metazoa; Chordata; Actinopteri; Labriformes; Labridae. The record is from RefSeq and is a predicted model, not a curated record.
UCUGCAGGGUCGUUGAGGCCUGAAGGCAUCAAAGCGUCCGACGUUCUCCCCGUGCUGAAGGAGAAAGUCGCUUUUGUUUCAGGUGGGCGAGAUAAAAGAGGAGGACCAAUCCUGACAUUUCCUGCCAGGAGUAACCACGACCGAAUAAAACAGGAGGACCUGAGGAGGCUGGUGACCUACCUGUCCACUGUCCCCAGCGAGGAUGUCUGUAAACGUGGUUUCACUGUCAUCAUCGACAUGCGUGGAUCCAAGUGGGAACUCAUCAAGCCGCUCCUGAAGACGCUGCAGGAGUUUUUCCCGGCUGAGAUCUGCGUGGCGCUCAUCAUCAAACCUGACAACUUCUGGCAGAAACAGAAAACCAACUUCGGCAGUGCAAAGUUCUCCUUUGAGACCAGCAUGGUGUCAGUCGAAGGUCUGGCCAAACUGGUGGAUCCCUCACAGCUGACGGACGACUUCGAAGGCUCUCUGGACUACAACCAUGAGGAGUGGAUGGACCUCAGAGUCUCUCUGGAGGAGUUCAUAUCCAACGCUGUUCACCUGCUGUCCAGACUGGAAGACCUGCAGGAGCUUCAGUCCAAGAAGGAUUUUCCUGCAGAUGUGGAGGGAUCCCGUCGAUUGAUCGAGGAGCACACUCAACUCAAGAAGAAGGUGCUGAAGGCUCCGGUGGAGGAGUUGGACCGGGAAGGCCAGAGACUGCUGCAGUGUAUCCGAUCUAGUGACGGCUUUUCAGGGAGGAACUGCAUCUCAGGCUCUGCCGACUUCCAGAGCUUAGUGCCCAAAGUGGCCAGUCUGCUGGAUAAGCUCCAUUCCACACGGCAGAAUCUCCACCAGAUGUGGCACAUCACCAAGCUGAAGCUGGAUCAGUGUUUCCAGCUCCGCCUCUUUGAGCAGGAUGCAGAAAAGAUGUUCGACUGGAUCAUCCACAACAAAGACGUGUUCCUGCAGAGUCACACGGAGAUCGGCAGAGGAUACCAACACGCUGUGGAGCUGCAGACGCAACACAACCACUUCGCCAUGAACUCCAUGAACGCUUACGUAAACAUCAACAGAAUCAUGUCGGUGGCGAGCCGGCUGGCGGAGUCGGGUCACUACGCCUCGACGCAGAUAAAACAGAUCUCGAGUCAGCUGGAUCAGGACUGGAAAAGUUUUGCUGCCGCCCUCGACGAGCGCUCCACCAUCCUCGCCAUGUCGUCUGUCUUUCACCAGAAGUCUGAACAGUUUCUGUCCGAGGUGGAGGCGUGGUGUAAAGUCUGCAGCGAGGGGGGGUUACCGACCGAGAUGCAGGAGCUGGAGAUCGCCAUCCACCGCCACCAGAGUCUGUACGAGCAGGUCACGCAGGCGUACACCGAGGUGAGUCAGGACGGUAAAGCCCUCCUGGACGUCCUCCAGAGGCCACUCAGCCCCGGCAACUCUGAUUCGCUGACAGCCACCGCCAAUUACUCCAAAGCCGUUCACUGCAUCCUGGACGUCGUCCACGAGGUUCUCCACCAUCAGAGACGUCUGGAAAAUAUCUGGCAGCAUCGAAAAGUCCGACUUCACCAGAGACUGCAGCUGUGUGUGUUCCAACAAGAUGUGCAGCAGGUGAUGGACUGGAUCGAGAACCACGGCGAGGCGUUCCUCAGCAAACACACGGGGGUGGGGAAGUCCCUCCACAGAGCCCGAGCCCUGCAGAAGAGACACGACGACUUUGAAGAUGUCGCUCAGAACACUUACACCAAUGCAGACAAACUGUUGGAGGCAGCCGAGCAGCUGGCUCAGACCGGAGAGUGCGACCCAGAGGAAAUCUACAAGGCCGCCAGACACCUGGAGGUUCGAAUCCAGGACUUUGUCCGCCGAGUGGAACACAGGAAGCUGCUGCUUGACAUGUCGGUGUCCUUCCACACGCACACCAAAGAGCUGUGGUCGUGGAUGGAGGAGCUCCAGAAGCAGCUGUUGGACGAGGUGUGCUGUGAUUCGGUGGACUCGGUUCAGAGUCUGAUCCAACAGUUUCAGCAGCAGCAGACGGCCACGCUGGAGGCAACGCUCAAUGUGAUUAAAGAGGGCGAGGAAUUAAUACAGCAGCUCAGAGAUGCAGCCAUGUCGACCAACAAGACGCCACACUGCAGUUCCAUCGCUCACAUCCAGGGGGUGCUGCAGCAGCUGGACGAGGCGCAGGGCCAGAUGGAGGAGCUUUUCCACGAACGUAAAAUCAAACUGGACAUCUUUCUGCAGCUGCGCAUAUUCGAGCAGUACACGAUAGAGGUGACAGCGGAGCUGGACGCCUGGAACGAGGACUUGUCUCGCCAGCUGAGCGACACCAGCCGGUCGGGCAGCAGCAGCGGCAGCGGGGGAGGCGGCUCCUCCACCGGUGGCGCGGAGGACAUUGGCCUGGCGGAGCAGAGGCUGAAAAGACACGCAGAGAGGAAGGCAGCGAUGAACAACAUGACCUACGAAGUGAUGCAGCAGGGCCAAGACCUGCACCAGUACAUCAUGGAGGUCCAGGCUUCAGGGAUCGAGCUGACGGGGGAGAAGGACAUGGACUUGGCCUCUCAGGUUCAGGAGCUGCUGGAGUUCCUCCAUGAGAAGCAGCAGGAGGUGGAGCUCAGCGCGCAGCACACACACACUCGCCUGGAGCAGACGCUGCAGCUGCGCCACCUGCAGGCCGAGGUCAAACAGGUAAAUGCAAAACGCCAACAAGCACCAUGAACUAAAGUGACUUUAAAGAGGAGCAGGUUUUUAUUUUGAGCAGAACUGAAGACAUCAGAACUGUUCGAUGAGGGUGCACGCUCAUUACAGGGUUAAAGAUUUACAUCGUGUUCAUGAGACUGUUUUGGAUAUUUUUGGAGUUAAUUAUAAAAGAAGUCAUAAAUCUAAUCGAACAAUCAUCCAAAGCUUUAUAAAAAAACCUGCAAACAUCAAAUUAGUGGAUUCACCUUUAAAGCGAUCUUAAUGCAUCUACAGAAAAUUUGUUUCAUUCCUCGGAUCGUGGGCCAGAGGAGACCAGAAACCUGAAUCCUUUUAAGGAAAUAAUUUGGUGCUUUAAUGAGCCGAGGUGGAUGAGCUCCUAUUAUUAGAAACAGAAAAUAGCUGAAAAUGAGUCGACUCUGGAGAAAUGAGAAGAACAACACACGGCUGUGAAAGCAGAGAUGUUUAGUGUUUGUUGUGAAGAAGCUUCAGCAGCUGAGAGGAUGCUGUUUGUUAA